Vidua macroura (Pin-tailed whydah) is the source of this 1781-nucleotide messenger RNA. Its product is annotated as CX3C chemokine receptor 1-like. Bases 222 to 1283 code for a protein of 353 amino acids. Lineage: Eukaryota; Metazoa; Chordata; Aves; Passeriformes; Viduidae. Gene Ontology annotation, biological process: immune response; G protein-coupled receptor signaling pathway; chemotaxis. The record is from RefSeq and is a predicted model, not a curated record. Gene Ontology annotation, cellular component: membrane. Gene Ontology annotation, molecular function: chemokine receptor activity. The transcript is spliced from 4 exons.
GAAUUUGACAGACCUGCUGGACAGCAGUGGCUCUGAGAACAUAUUGAAAAUACAAAAGAAAUUUGAAUGCUGCUUCAGAAGAGAAAGCCUGGGAAAAAGAAAUACUGAGGAAGAGCAGAAGUGCCACCAUAGCUUCAGCAUUUCAUUUGGAGGUGCCUGAGGUCAUCCCUGUGUUCUUGCUGCGAAUCACCAGCUGGUAAGAAACAGCCAGCAAAUUCAGCAUGACAGAAGAAUAUGCAGAAACCACAGCUGAAUAUGCUUAUGAUGAACAUGCUUUCUCCUGCAAUAAAACCGACAUCCAAGAGUUUGGGAAAAUAUUUCUGCCACUAUUUUACAUUGUGGUGUUUGCUCUUGGCCUCACAGGGAAUCUAAUGGUGGUGUUUGCCAUUGUGAAAGGCAACAAAAAAAGCAUCACUGACAUCUAUCUCCUGAACUUGGCUGUCUCUGACCUUCUCUUUGUGAUCUCCCUCCCAUUCUGGGCAUCCAACACAGUCCGUGGAUGGACCCUUGGGACUACUGCAUGUACAGCUGUUUCCUCGUUGUAUUACAUUGGUUUCUUUGGGGGAAUGUUCUUUAUCACUGUUAUCAGCGUUGACAGGUACUUGGCUAUUGUCCGGGCAACUUAUUCUCUGAAAUCCAGAACAGUAAGACAUGGCUUUCUUGUAACCUGUGGAGUGUGGGCAAUUGCAGUUUUAGUGUCAGUGCCACACUUUGUGUUCUCCCAGCUCGUAGAAAAUGACUGCAUUGCUGUCUACCCAGAGAAGCUGGAGAACAUCUGGCCAGUGUUCUGCAAUAUGGAGCUGAACACCAUUGGCUUUUUCAUCCCGGUCUGUAUCAUAUUCUAUUGCUACUGUGGUAUCAUCAAAACCCUCCUGUCCUGCAAAAAUCAGAAAAAAGCACGAGCCAUAAAACUGAUAUUGGUUGUGGUGGUGGUUUUUUUUCUGUUUUGGUCCCCCUACAAUGUACUGAUUUUUCUAGAUACUUUAAAUCACUAUGAGUUAUUCACAAAUUGCAACCAAAUUAAGUCAUUGGACUACGCAAUGCACCUGACUGAAACCAUUGCAUUCAGUCACUGUUGUCUCAAUCCUCUUAUCUAUGCCUUUGCUGGGGAAAAAUUCAGGAAAUACUUUUACCAUGUCUGCUUGAAAUACUGUCCAUUCCUGUGUUUCUGUGGGCCCUGCAGUCACUACCAGGUCUCUCAUUCAGUUAGUUAUGCAGAAAGUGUGGUGAACAGCAACAUAACCCAGAACACCAGCGACCAGGACGGCUCUGUCUUCGUCUAAAAGGGUCUCAGAAGGAGAAAUGUGUGUCUCCUGCAGGGAUAUGUGUCUCCUGCAGGGAUAGCAACCACUGAGGGGCUGCAUUUACCCAUAUGAAGAGCCUUAAAGGCUGCACUGAAUUACUGGCAUGCCUCUAGUUAAGCAUUAAUUAUUCUAGAACAGCAAAGAUUUUAAAAACAAAAGCAGUACAAUAUGUCAGUGUUGGACAUGGAAUGGAAUCAAGAGCAAGGAGCAGGGAAAGUAGAAACAAAAGGAGCACUGUGCCUAGAAAAGGAGGAGAAGAAGAAUCUAAGGGUAGGGAAGCUUUUGAACUGUUCCACCACUGGAACUUGUGCAUGUGUCAGUGUAUGUGCAUGCGAUACUGAUGUACAUAGACCUAAACUCGUUUUUUAAGGGAAGAGAAAUCUCUUUAAUAAAUGGUGACUGACUUUUAGGAGAGGGGAAUAUUUUUGGUAGUAAAGGGGUGUAUUUUUGAUGCUAUAUAUCCAUAAGGAGCCAAUU